GCAGAAAAGUGAAUAAAAUCACGAAUAAGUUUCGUCGCAUUUCGAUCAGUACAAAGGACGGAGAAUAGGUCGAGGAAUUUAUUAAGAUUCAUUGACGAUCUCUUUCCUGUCUGGCGCACAAGGUUGCGGGAUUCCAGGGGUACCCUCGGAGAAGGGGCAACGAUAAACUGCGAGAGUCGAGCGUGUCGAGUUCGAGUUAACGUCAUAUUUCGCGACGCGGUGCACGCGCACCUUCACGUCAAAGGAAAGGUUUUUUUUUCGAGCCGCAACGCCGAAAAUCAUUUCGGGGAUAUGGAGACUUCGCCGAUAAUAAAUAUGUGAACAAGAGACGUCCGCGUGAUCAGCUGUGCGCGUCGUGUAGAAAGAGAGAGAAAGACAGAGAGAGAAAGAGUGUGUCAGUGCGCGUUGUCCGGCGUUGUAUUUUCCCCAUCUCGACUUUUAACCUGCGCUUCUGGGAAGCGGACGGAGAAAAAGAAGGGUAUCGAGAGCCAAGGAAAAGCCGCCGUAUGCGAAAAUGUCAUUCGAAGGAAAGUACAACGCGAAGAGCCCAGCGGUGAAAAGAUUAAUGAGAGAGGCGCAGGAAUUGCAUGAAGCUACUGAAGAGUAUUACGCAUCUCCUCUUGAGGACAAUCUAUUUGAAUGGCACUUCACGGUGCAAGGACCACCAUCCACAGACUUUGAAGGUGGUGUUUAUCAUGGGAGGAUCUUACUACCACCAGAGUAUCCUAUGAAACCACCGAAUAUCAUUUUGUUGACACCAAAUGGACGUUUUGAAACAAACAAGAAAAUAUGUCUGAGUAUUUCUGGCCAUCAUCCUGAAACGUGGCAACCAUCAUGGAGUAUUAGAACAGCAUUGUUGGCUCUGAUAGCUUUCAUGCCUACACCAGGAAGCGGCACCAUUGGAGCAUUAGAUUAUAGCACUGAGGAACGACAAAAACUUGCUAAAAAAUCAUUGAACUGGCAAUGUGAUACAUGUGGAAAAGUUGUAAAUUUGUUGUCCAAGAACUCUGUUAAAAAACCUAUUACCGAGGAAGAGCAAACCAUGCUAAAUACAAUUGCCCUAAAGGCCGAUGAUUCACCUACGUCAGAUAUAUCUUUUACGGAUAAUACGGAAAGUUCGUCCGAAAGCGAAAUACGGCACCGUAAUGUGGAAACGAUUUCGGCAGAAAAUGUAGAUCGUCAGCAACCUGAUAUUAUUCUAAAUCGCGUAGAGACAAUGUCCUCUUCAAACGAUUUAUUUUGGAGUAUUCUUAUCGCCUCAUUAGUAUCCGCGAUUAUUUUGUUAAUCUUACGACGAUUAUUUCUCGUUUAACUUUUUUUGUGAAACACAAAGAUAUGUCAUAAAAAUAAAGUAAAUUUUAUACAUGUUUUAUAGAUUGUUAAGACAAAAACAAUCAGAUUCACGUAUAAUGCAAACUAUCUGAUUUUCAUAAAAACAUAUAUAAUACACGACGAAAGUAUGCAUUAAUAUAUAUUAAUACAUAUCUCUAUAUUUUGUGUUCUUGUAGAACUGCACUUACAUUUAUCUUAUAAAUCUUGAAUAUUAUUGUUGAUUUAGUAUAUACAUAUACUAGUCGCUUUUGUUUAAUUGUAGUAUUGAAAAAAAACCGUAUGACAUUAUACACAUACUAUAUUAAAUGACAACUAAUUCGCGAUUUUAAAUGCUAUAUAUUAGUUGUCAUUAAUGAUAAAUUCUUUAUUAAUUUUAUAGUAAUUAUUAUCUUUUUGAAUA
This is a messenger RNA of Nylanderia fulva, 1732 nucleotides long. Its product is annotated as ubiquitin-conjugating enzyme E2 J1. Lineage: Eukaryota; Metazoa; Arthropoda; Insecta; Hymenoptera; Formicidae. The record is from RefSeq and is a predicted model, not a curated record.